Ricinus communis (castor bean) is the source of this 1195-nucleotide messenger RNA. Its product is annotated as protein JINGUBANG. The transcript has a single exon. The record is from RefSeq and is a predicted model, not a curated record. NCBI's taxonomy places the organism in Eukaryota, Viridiplantae, Streptophyta, Magnoliopsida, Malpighiales, Euphorbiaceae. Bases 27 to 1082 code for a protein of 351 amino acids. Gene Ontology annotation, molecular function: protein binding.
UCAAACUAACAAAGCUUAGCUAAGCCAUGGAUAGUCUGCAACAACUGAAACACAAAUGCAUCACUACUCUCAAAACUCCAACACCACAAAUCAACUGUUUGGCAGUUCACAACAGCCUCCUUUAUGCAGCUUCAGUCAAUGAAAUCAAUGUCUUCGAUUUAUCAAACUAUACCCACAUCAAUACAUUCACUACAAACAGCCCAACUUCUGGUUCCAUCAAAUCCAUAGCUUUCCACAAUACAAAAGUCUUCACAGCUCAUCAAGACUGCAAGAUUAGAGUCUGGCAAGUCUCUCAUUCAUCAUCCAAAGAACUUCACCUUGUACACACUCUCCCCACUGUAAAAGAUAGGUUAUGCAAUUUCUUGCUGCCACAAAACUACGUUAAUGUAAGACGUCACAAGAAACGGCUCUGGAUUGAACAUUGGGAUACAGUUUCUGGGUUAGCUAUGCAUGGAGGGUUGAUGUAUUCAGUUUCUUGGGAUAAGAGUCUUAAGAUAUGGGAUGUUAAUAAUAAUCGUUGUUUAGAGUCAGUAUUAGCUCAUCAAGAUGCUGUUAAUACGGUAGCUAUAUCUGAUAAGGGAACUGUUUAUACAGGUUCUGCUGAUGGGUUGAUUAGGGUAUGGAAGAAAGUUGGCAGGCAAAGAAAGCAUAGCUUGGUUACUACUUUAGAGAAGCAUAAAUCAACAGUGAAUGCACUUGCAUUGAAUGGUGAUGGAUCAGUGCUGUUCUCUGGUGGCUGUGACCGUUCGAUCAUGGUGUGGGAGAGGAAGGAGGAUGUUGAUGAACAUGGUAAUGAACAUAACCAGAUGGUGUUUGUGGAGGCAUUGUGUGGUCAUGCGGGGGCUAUAUUGUGCUUGAUGAAUGUAGGUUAUUUGAUAGUAAGUGGAUCAUCAGAUCAGACGGUGAGGGUUUGGCAACAAUAUGGGAAAAAGAAUGGGUAUUGUUGCAUGGUGGUUUUGGAGGGGCAUGAAAGGCCAGUUAAGUCACUGGUAGCAGCCUCUAAUAAUGGCUUAUCCUUGUCGAUUUGCAGCGGAAGCUUGGAUGGAGAAAUCAAAGUAUGGGAGAUCUCAGCUCAAACAUGACUUAAAAAGAGGUAGAGAUGUUAAUUUGUUGGUUAGUACUCUAACUUGGUAGAAGUGAAUACAAAAUUAAGAGAGAAAAAGAAGGAUUAAUUGUCUAUUUGAUUAGUUCAUUA